Molecule: messenger RNA, 1530 nt
Organism: Penicillium canariense
Lineage: Eukaryota; Fungi; Ascomycota; Eurotiomycetes; Eurotiales; Aspergillaceae
Product: UDP-N-acetylglucosamine diphosphorylase
Exons: 3
Coding region: 1-1530 (509 amino acids)
Biological process (GO): UDP-N-acetylglucosamine biosynthetic process
Molecular function (GO): UDP-N-acetylglucosamine diphosphorylase activity
Source: RefSeq, a predicted model, not a curated record
AUGGCUGCGAUCAAGGAAACCGUCUCCAAUCUCAUUAGCAAGAUCUCGGGCUCGGCCGAGGAAGCUCCCCGCGAGCCCUCCGCUGAAGAGUUCCAGCAGCUGCGGAACAAGUACACCGAGGCUGGGCAAGGGCAAGUCUUCGCCUUUGUCGACGAGCUCCAGACCGCCGAUAAGUCCCGGCUCUUCCACCAGCUGUCCACCUUCGACGUCGCCCGCAUCAACGAGCUGGCCGACCGGGCCCUCAACCCGCCCAAGUCCGAGCAGACUGCCGUGACGGUCGAGCCCCUGCCGGACGUGGCAACCGCCUCGAUCAUCGACUCCGACCCCGCCGAUGUCAAGACCUGGUACGAGGCCGGCCUGAAGCAGGUCGCCGAGAACAAUGUGGCGGUUGUGUUGAUGGCCGGUGGCCAGGGCACUCGCCUCGGCAGCUCUGCCCCCAAGGGCUGCUUUGAUAUCGGCCUGCUGAGCGAAAAGCCCCUCUUCCAGCUCCAGGCCGAGCGUAUCGCCAAGCUGCAGGAGCUGGCUAACAAGGCUCACGGUGUGCAGUCCGCGACCAUCCCCUGGUAUGUCAUGACUAGCGGACCGACCCGUAAGCCUACCGAGGAGUUCUUUGCGAAGAACAAGUACUUCGGUCUCAGCAAGGACAAUAUCUUCAUCUUUGAGCAGGGCGUGCUGCCUUGUAUCUCUAAUGACGGCAAGAUCAUCAUGGAGAGCAAGAGCAAGGUUGCUGUAGCCCCCGACGGCAACGGCGGUAUCUACCAGGCCAUCGUCACCUCCGGCGUGCGCGAGGACAUGCGCAAGCGCGGUAUCAAGCACAUCCACGCCUACUGCGUUGACAACUGCCUUGUCAAAGUUGCUGACCCCGUCUUUAUCGGAUUCUCCGCCUCCAAGAACGUUGACAUCGCGACUAAGGUAGUGCGCAAGCGUGACGCCGCCGAGUCUGUCGGCUUGAUCGUGCAGAAGAACGGCAAGCCCGACGUGGUCGAGUACUCGGAGAUCGAUAAGGAGACCGCCGAGGCGAAGGACCCCAAGCAGCCGGACGUGCUGAAGUUCCGGGCCGCCAACAUCGUCAACCACUAUUACUCGUUCCAGUUUUUCGAGUCGAUCGAGAACUGGAUGCACAAGCUGCCGCACCACGUCGCGCGCAAGAAGAUCCCCUUCAUCAACCCGGAGAACGGCGAGGCCGUGAAGCCCGACACCCCCAACGGCAUCAAGCUGGAGCAGUUCGUCUUCGAUGUCUUCCCCAUGACGCCGCUGGACAAGUUUGCCUGCAUUGAGGUGCGCCGCGAGGAGGAGUUCUCGCCGCUCAAGAACGCCCGCGGCACGGGCCAGGAUGACCCUGAUACCAGCCGCGACGACAUUAUGAAGCAGGGCCAGCGGUGGGUCGAGGCCGCGGGCGGCAUUGUUAUCACCGAGGACGAUAAGUUCGGUGUCGAGGUGUCUCCUCUGAUCAGCUACGGAGGCGAGAACCUCGAGUUCCUCAAGGGCCGGCAAAUCAAGGCGCCCGCCCUCCUGGAGAAGGAGGAGUAG